AGGCGCUUGGCCCCGCCGGGCCGCCGUCGGGGGCGGGCCCGCGCCGCAGCCAUGGCGGCGCCCGUGGUGCCGGAGAGCGACAGCAUCCGCAGGGCCGUGUCGCUGCUCAACGCCGUGGACUCCGGCCGAUUCCCGCGGCUGCUCUCCCGCCUUCUCCAGAAGCUGCACCUGAAGGCUGAAAGUACCUUCAGUGAAGAGGAGGAAGAAAAACUUAAAAUAGCUUUUUCAUUGGAAAAGCAGGAUCUUCAUCUGGUUCUUGAAACUAUAUCCUUCAUUUUAGAACAGGCAGUCUAUCAUAAUUUGAAGCCUGCGUCAUUGCAACAGCAGCUACAGAGCAUUCACCUGGAUCAAGACAAAGCUGAAGCAUUUGCUACUACAUGGGCGGCAGCAGGUCAAGAUACGAUUGAAAAGUUCAGGCAGAGGGUUUUGACCCCUCAGAAGCUUGAGACAAUUGGAUGGCAGCUUAAUCUUCAAAUGGCGGAGUCCAAGCAAGCAAAGCUGAAGUCUCCUCAAGCUGUGCUAGAGCUGGGAGUGAGCAAUGAAGAUUCAAAGAACCUGAAGAAAGUGUUUGUAGAAUUUAGCCAUCAGGAGCUGUUUGAGUUCUAUAACAAGCUGGAAACUAUACAAGCACAGCUGGAUUCCCUUACGUGAUGUUUUUGAAGACUUAUUUCUCCAUCACACUCCUGCCACCUCAUUAUUUUGAAUUGAAGAUAGAUUGCCAAGCUGUGUUUGCUGAAGGAUUCAGUGGGUUGCUUCUUGUAAAAUUAUAUGGCUUAUCUGCAUUUUAGACCAGUACUGUUAGCCGAGAGUCUUUGUUAACAGUCUGAAGAUUCUAAUGGACUUUCUCUUGUUUGCUGAGCAAUUGUGAAAAAUGGCUUUACCUGCAGUGGAAAAAACAAAACAAAACAAAACAAAAACCAACAACCCCAAACUUAAACAGAAUACUAUGUGCUUCAGAAAUUCAAUUUUUUUUUUCAUCCUUUUCUAUGGGUUACUUGAUUCUGGUAGAAAUUUGCAUACUAGUGAGGGACCAGGAGUAAAAAUCUAUUUUUUAGACAUAAAAGAAAUAUAGAAGUCGUAAGAAAAUACACCGCUAAUAAAAUAUCUAAAAUCUCUAUUCUUUUUAAAUGUUAUUCACACAGUUGAUAAUGCUUGCUGCAGAUUUGUCAAAAUAAAUUCAAAAUGUAAAAAUUAAUUGGUUUAUUUUAGGCUGUUGUAACUUCAUUUCAUUAUUUUUGUUGUUUUUCAGUUUGAUAGAGUUUUUUCCUUUGAAAUAAUCAGCAGUGUCUCUGAUUUCAGGGUUUACUCUUGGCACUGAGAAUAAAUAUGUCUUCUUAGAACUGCAUGCACACCAAGGAAUCUAAGUAGUGUGGUGUAUAACUGAGGGGAGAAAUCUCAGAGUAGAUAACAACACUGAAAUAGUCUGGCAGUCAGAUUUCAGAAAGCUCUACAUUGAUCCUUCCUCAUGCUGUUUUUACCUCUGUUUUUACAUUGAACAGGAAAAAAUGAAGUACAAUGAUUAAAGGCCAUAUUUUCUUCCAUUAUUUCAGGAUGAUUCAUGAGCAGCAUGAGAAAGGUAAAAGUUGUCUUAAUUCUUGUUUGUUGCCAUUUGUUGACAGGCAACUUCAUUGCUGCACCUUGAUAAUGGGCACAGUAUACAGCUCUGGGCUCUGGGCUAAUAGAAGGUGAGAGGAAGUAAAAAACUUUGGCAUUAGGCUUGUCUUUUUUUCCUUUAAGGGUUUCCCUGAACAAGACUUUUUUCUUUCUCAUGCCUAUAACAGUGAUGGUUGAUACUCACCCAGACAGUUUCCUUUUUAGGUUUGUUUGCUCAUGACAGUAGCUGUAAGUAUAACCAAAAUGUAUGUUUUGAAUACCUGGUGUUUAGGUCCUCCUGUGCCAGAUUUCUAGUUUUGUUGCUUUUGGAGGGUCGUUUUGUACCUUUUUGUUGCUUUGUUAGGGAUUGUGCUGUCACCUCUAGAAUACUGUGAGGUUAGCACACAUUGUCUAAGCUGAGAGUUAAUAGAUUUAGAAGGUAAGGUCUUUAACAGCCUAUGUGUGAGUAAAGGGCACUGAAGACAAAAAACAUACUUAUCAUGGUUCUUAACUGAAAUGCCAAAUGAUAUUCUACCCCUCUGGUAUGGUAACACUAUUACCCUGAUGGAAAGAACAAAUGAGUCACUGUUGCACAGCAGAAUAUUACCUGCUAAAAUCACAUCUUGUCUUAAGCCACUGGCAAAUGAGCUAUGUCUUCUGGAGAUACAAUGCUCCCACCUACAGACAUCACAUCCUCAAUCUACCUAUUCAACAACAGCUUGCCAGCUCGUUCAUCUCAUGCUGCAUAGACUGGUGUGGGUCUGCAGGUGAGCACAUCCCCACCAUUCCCUCUACCUGCAAACAUUAACAGUGCUUUGUAGUUAGGAAAGUCCCUUUCUUCAUGGCACAAAAGUUAUGGCUUCUCUACUGGUCCUGUGGGACAGUAUGGCUUGUGCUAGGACACUGCUCUAGAGCCUUUUCUCUGAGUUUCCAGAGCUUAUGUUCUGGAAGUCAAGUCUGAAGUGAGUUGUAGACUUUCAUUUGUGAAUACAGGACAUCCUAAGGUGUUAUAUGAUGUGAGAGAGGGGUUUAAGUUACAUUUGUGAGUAUAGGCAGUGAGUGAUGAAUCCCAGAGCAGGAGCUGGACCAUUUUGGAGUGCAUGAGGCAUUGGACAAAUCAGCAGGCACAUCUGAAGAAAAGAAGUCAAAGAAGAGUAGGAAGAAAUCGGGUGCAGGAAAAAGGAAAGAGAGGACAGAGAAAUGGAUAUUCCCAAGGAUGGAAUUUGGGAGUUGGAAAACUAUGAGGAAGAAAGGAGGAACACUGGAAAAGAUGACAAAAAUAUAUAUAUAAGGAAAACAUUAAGCAAAGUGAGAGAAAGAUGUUAAAGACUGGAAGAGUGGGAGAAAAACAGGGGAAACAAAGUAAACCAGAGUUAACUAUGGAAACUAGCCAGUUGUAUAACUACAUCUAGUAUUUCAAACUAACCCAUAAGUGUCAGCCUUGGUGCAAAGUUGGUCAAGAUCAAAGCCAAAUGUGGGAUAACAAAAAAACCAGAUUUUAAAGCUAGCUUUAGUAUAAAUAUUUGAAAAUGAUAAAAUAAUGUUGAAAGGAAAAGCCUAAGAUUGCAAGAAUUCUGUAAAAAUUAUUUAGUGUUUAUCCUUGUUUGCAGAUGGCUGAAGAGAUUUAUGAUUUCUUUAGCAGUGGUUGCCUUUUCUUUUUUUACUAGCUGUACUGAAUUUGUAUUGUCAAAAGCCUUAUGAUAAGAAGUACAGUUGUUAUCUUGUCAAGAACCACUGAGAAAUAAACAUUUAGUUUAGAGAGACUUUUCUUUAUGUAAUGGGAAGCUUUGGGGUUGUACAUUAUUAUGUAGCAAGGACAUAACCUGUACCGUGUUAGAGAAGAGCAUUGUCACUUAUUUAAGUGGUUCUGAAUAAGGAGAGAAAAUUGACCAACUGUGAAAGAUGGAAGUAUUUAGGAGGUUUUUGUUAGUUCUUGCAAAAAAGAAGGUUUUUAUUCUGGUUGCUGCUCUUUGGGCCUCAGUGGACCUGGAGAGGGGAAGUUUAGUCUUCCCCUGAGAGAAGCUGCCCCUGAUUAGUUUGUAUAAAGUCCUAGCGACCCAGAAGCAUAAGGGAACAAGAGGAAAAACAAGGACUGCCACAGUCUGGAUGAUGCCUGGGGAAAUAGGGAUAUCUGCCUGCAUCAUGGACUAGAUCCAAUGCUGUACCUUAGAGGUGGCAGAAAGAAAAACAGGCCCUGGGAGGAAGAAGGUGUGUAGCCUAUACAGAACUGAAUACACCAGGUUGGUGUGGGAGCCUAGACAGGUACAUGCAUGCUGAAGGUGUUCAAGCUUUGCUUAUGUGUUCUGGUAAAACAUAGUCUGAAAAGUGAGUCUUGUAGGUAUUUUGGAGAUUUUAUUGCAGUAAAGGAAAGGAACACAUCCCAGGCUCUUUUCAGCUGAGGGUCAUAGCAAAGUAUUGGUCUGUAAUAUCUCUUGGACAUGAUCCAGAAUUGAAAUUAUCAAGGCUUCAGAUAGUGUUGAAGGAAGAUAUUUGCAGAGAUUUAUUGAGCUCUAAAACUGGAAAUUGAAAUGAGUAAGAAUUACUGAAUCUUCUUUCAGAUCUUUCAGUGCACUUUAAAAACAUUUGAUUCGUCUUUGUUCAGACAUCGAAGACAGUAUUUUCUGUGACUGUACUUCUCUCAAAGCUAUAAUGUCAAAAUCUGCCUCAAAUGGACUAUUGGCAAAGGAAGGAAAUCUUUUGGUUUGGGUAUAACAAGCAUCAGUAUUGUUUUGACAUGAAGACUUUGAGUUCUGGGGCUAAGUGUGAGAACUGCCUCUAAAAUACCAAAUUACUGAUGAAGAGCAACCAUUUGCACAUCACUGAGCAAAACCAACGCUAAUAGCACAUUAAUGCUGGUUGAGUACAAAUGCAUUACAUUAUCUUUCUCAGUUCAGAUUUAGACAUGUAAUUCCUGUUUCUCAACCAAGUAUGAAAUGUCUGUAAGCUUUUGCAUUCCAUUUUUGUUGAAAUAAAACAUAUAGUUAGAUAGACAAAUAUAACUUUGCUGUCUCAAAUUUUGACUAACUUCUAAACCUGUUUUGGGUCUCCAGAGGAGGCUUUCAAAUUCUCCUUUAAUUCCUGGAUUUACUGACACAUCAGUUUUGAGUAAAGACCUCCAGCUUACUUUCCUACAGUCUGAUUUUAAGGACUCUGAAAUCUUAUUCUUUCUAAGUAUAAAGAAUUUACUGACAUGUUAAUUCUUACGUUGGUCAAAGGAAGAAAAGUGGUUAUUGUUAUAAAAUGCUAUAACCUCCCUUUUACACUUGUUCAUCUCAUUUUACUUGUUCAUCUCAUUCUCUGAUUUACAACAGCAUCAGUAACAUUUCAUUUUUUGCCUGUAUUGGCAUAUCAUAUCUUCAAAGAUUAGGAAUUCACUCACAUUAUGAUAAAAUAAUGGCAGAGCUUAAUAAUGCCUGCUGACCAGUGAAUAAGUAUCAUACCAUUUUGUGACCGUUUUAUAGCUUAUUCGACUGAUGAAAAUGAACUGUGUUUUGAGCCACUGUGUAAGUUCCUUUUCUUUGGAGCAGAUAAACUGGCCAUCUGAGUAACAGUGAUUUUGUGUAGGUGGAUGAACCACAGUGCUGCUGUCUGAUGUGCUGUUGAUGGUGUCUCAGUAAGAUAAACUAAUAAGAUGCUUUUAUCUGCAACGCUUACAUAAAUUGAUUUCUAAUUUUCAUAGUAAUUAAUCAGUUUUGUUGGACCUUCCCUUGCCCUUCAUAAUUGUGUUGAUCAGACCAAAUUAUAUGCUGCGAUUUUAACUAAAAUGAAGUGUUUCCUUCAUUAUUUUGUUUCUCAAGAGAUAAAAAGAGUUAAAAAGAUAUUGGUCUCUUACAAAUCAGAUGCUGUUCAGCUGUGUUCAGCUAUGUAUCAGGAAUGACUUGUCCCUCUCACUGACAAGAUUAGUUCCUUCUCUGUUGAGGUCAAAAUAUCUUUCAUGGUUAUCCAAGGUUUUCUCUAAUUAUUGAAAUCAUAGGAAGGCAGUUCUUCCUACACAUCUUGGAAUCGUAACUGUCUUGACCAGCUGUUCUGAUAAGAUGAUCACCUUUUUAGGGCACUUUUAACUUUUUGUCUUGACUGUCAAACGUUAAUUGUCCCUCUAUGGUAAUGUAAAGCAUACAUUCAAUAAAAUAUGGAUGAAUGUA
Neopelma chrysocephalum (saffron-crested tyrant-manakin) is the source of this 5735-nucleotide messenger RNA. It is a transcript of the gene COMMD10, whose product is annotated as COMM domain containing 10. The coding region runs from base 52 to 651 and encodes 199 amino acids. The transcript has 7 exons. The record is from RefSeq and is a predicted model, not a curated record. NCBI's taxonomy places the organism in Eukaryota, Metazoa, Chordata, Aves, Passeriformes, Pipridae.